AGCUCUCUUCUACACUCUCUUUUCUUUAUUGUCUUAUCUCCUCCCCUCUCCCCUGUAAUACUAGGCAGCAACAAAAAAUUAGCAAACAGUAAGAAUGCCAGAGGCAAAGACGGAGACAUCGGUGUCUGUUACCGAAGAGUUCUCGAGCUCGCACAAGCACCACCACCACGACCAUGACCACCACGGCCAUAGCCACAAUCACCAUGGCCAUGACCACCACGGCCAUGACCACCACCACGGUCACAACCACGACCACGACCACGGCCACUCGCACAACCACCACCAUCACCAUAGCCACGACCACAGCCACAGCCACACGCACGAGGACGUUAAGGUCACGACCUCUGUUGACAGCAGCUCCAGCGGCUCAAAGACCGUAAUCAAGGAAAAGGUCGAGGUGGACGUCGCGGACGAGCAUGUCGAAGUAGAAGUCAAGGAGACCUCAAAGGAGGUUUCGCUCCACAGCCACAGCCACGACCACCACCACCACGACCAUAGCCAUAGCCACCAUCCCGGCCAGGCAAUUAUGUACCGGGAGGCGCCGCCUCAGUUUGGCCUCGCAAAGCACGUCGACAGUAAGUACCUUCAAACACGCGCCUAGUUGCUCUGCACAUGCAGAGAAAUAGGCGUAUAUAAGUGCCCAUGCCUGCCAGAUGCUUUGGACAGGAGUAAAUCCCAGGAUUGCACCACGAAACUAAGGCAUCACGCCAUGUUCUUGCUUGUAGAGAUCAUUCACUCAGAGUUCGGCUAUGUGCCAGGAUUCAGGCCGUUCCAAUACGACUCGCCGGGCAGCUG
Linderina pennispora is the source of this 795-nucleotide messenger RNA. RefSeq lists its product as uncharacterized. Lineage: Eukaryota; Fungi; Kickxellomycota; Kickxellomycetes; Kickxellales; Kickxellaceae. The record is from RefSeq and is a predicted model, not a curated record. The transcript has a single exon. Bases 95 to 601 code for a protein of 168 amino acids.